Molecule: messenger RNA, 354 nt
Organism: Staurois parvus
Lineage: Eukaryota; Metazoa; Chordata; Amphibia; Anura; Ranidae
Source: the annotation of a GenBank genome assembly
AGGUCGGUGAUGUAGUUCGGGGCAGUAUGGUGGACGGCUUUGUACAUCAGUGGAUGAGCUGUUUAGUGGUUUCUGGGGUUAGGAACGUGCGUAUUUUGGCGAUGUUGCGGAGGUGGAGUCUGCAUGAGUUUGUUAAAGAUUGGACUUGGGGCUGGAAGGAUAGGUUGGAGUCCAGAAUGACACCAAGUACUCUGGCCUGCGGGGUGGGUUUGAUGGUGGCGUUGUUGGACAUGAUGGAGAAGUCAAUGGGGGGGGGUCCAGGCUGGGGGGAAGACAAGAAACUCGGUUUUGGAGAGGUUCAGUUUAAGGAAGUGGAGCGACAUCCAGUCUGAUAUGUCGCUCAGUAGGUGUGUG